AUCAGGUCUAUGUAUAACGAAUGGAUGGCGCAAGAAAUAAGGGAAUUAACACCAGCUAGUCAAAUAAAACGUCCACCGUAUAAUGUUAUUGCAGAAUGGAUUCAACGUGCAUGGGAUGCUAUUGAUACCCAACUUAUCAAACGUUCUUUUAAAUGUUGUGGUAUCUCAGUUUCAAGUGACGGAUUAGAAGAAAAUUUAAUUUUUAAUUACGAUCAAGUUGAAGGCUAUGAAGUUGAAGGCUCCAAAGCUGAUGAACUUAUUUUUAUUGAUAGUGAAAUAACCCAAAUCCAACAAAAUCAACAACAUUUGCACCACCAAGGCACCCUGCUCCAACAACACCUACUCCAACAAGGCCCGCCCCAGCAACACCUACUUCAACAAGGCCCGCCCCAGCAACACUUUCUAUUCCAACAAGACACUUCACCUCAACAAUACUUUUCACCUCAACAAGGCUCUUCCCAACAAUAUCUCUCACCCCAACAAUACUUUUCACUUCAACAAGGCUCUUCCCAACAAUAUUCCCCGCCCCAACAAAGUCUCACAGCCCAACAAUGCUUUUUGUCUCAACCCUAUUUCCCGAAUCAACCAAAUUCUUUAGAUGUUCAGGAAGUGGAAUUUGAAUACUACUAUACUCAGAAUGAAGUAGAAAAUUUUAUGAACCAAUGGGUUAAAUAA
Racocetra persica is the source of this 675-nucleotide messenger RNA. NCBI's taxonomy places the organism in Eukaryota, Fungi, Glomeromycota, Glomeromycetes, Diversisporales, Gigasporaceae. The record is from the annotation of a GenBank genome assembly.